Messenger RNA from Oreochromis aureus, 1428 nucleotides. It is a transcript of the gene cxcl14, whose product is annotated as chemokine (C-X-C motif) ligand 14. The record is from RefSeq and is a predicted model, not a curated record. Gene Ontology annotation, molecular function: chemokine activity. The transcript has 4 exons. The coding region runs from base 360 to 659 and encodes 99 amino acids. NCBI's taxonomy places the organism in Eukaryota, Metazoa, Chordata, Actinopteri, Cichliformes, Cichlidae. Gene Ontology annotation, biological process: antimicrobial humoral immune response mediated by antimicrobial peptide; cell chemotaxis. Gene Ontology annotation, cellular component: extracellular region.
ACACAACAAGUGUUUGAUUCGCUGUCUGGUCGUGCAUAUUAAUGAGAAUGGGAUAGCGGGCAGCUUUUAAAAGAGCUGCUGCCUGCCUCUCCACAGCAAGCGAGGGGGAGAGAGACCUAAACGAGUGAUUGGAGAUUCAUCCAAGCGCUCGAGACGCACAGACGGAGUUGCACAAUCAGCGUUCCAAAGGGACCCCAAAAAGCUGAAAACCCCAUUGCUCUUCACGUCUGCCUCCCAGUAGUGGAUGUUAUCUACAUAUCGAAAGACUUUUUGUUGAUAUUUCAGUAUUUACUCCUUUGGAAGGCUCGGGUUUUGAGGAACUUCUUUUAAAAAAAAAAUCUUUUUGAACUUGUGAAGACAUGCGUGGGUGCACGACGGUGCUGCUUUUGUUAAUGGUGGCCUUAUGCUGCCUGAGCGCAGAAGCUUACAAGUGCAGGUGCACCAGAAAAGGACCCAAGAUCCGAUACAAGGAUGUACAGAAGCUGGAGAUCAAACCCAAACACCCGUUCUGCCAGGAGAAGAUGAUAUUUGUGACAAUGGAGAAUGUGUCUCGGUUCAAGGGGCAGGAGUAUUGUCUUCAUCCCAAACUUCAGAGCACUAAGAACCUGGUCAAAUGGUUCCGCAUCUGGAAGGACAAGCACAGGGUGUAUGAAGCUUAAAACCAUCGCUCUCAACACAAGGAUCGUGUGAGACAAACAAAGGACACCAACUCCACCAGGACUACUUUUGUGAAGUACAAGAUGUAAUCUGCAUUGAAGCUGUACUUCUACUUCUUCUGCCUGAGAUCUGUCAAGCGCAUCAAGAGAUAUCUACAAUUUGUACAUAGGCUGGUGGGCUCGCUUUAGUUGGCCAUCAGUGUAGUUACAGUCACUCACCACUCCAGUCUUUGCCACUGUAGUUAUAUUUGUCAAAAUGUGGACAACGCCAUCUGUGUUCAAACAGUUGUAGGGUUGUUUGGUUGUUAUUCAAAGGGGCUUCUGUUUUGUUUUGGCUUUGGUGAAAAAUGUGUAAGAAAAAGAAAUUCUGAGGAAAGACAAAUAUUUCUCUUAAAAAUACAGUGUAUUGGUGUUUAAUCAUUGCAGUUUCCACUUUUCCGUAUACUAUUCAGUAUGACAGGUAUAUUUAUAUAAUCAGCGUAUAAGGUUUAGCUACGAGGGCGCAGUUGAAAUAACGGGAUAAAGGUUCUCCAUAAAUUAGAUUCUCUGUAUCUGUAGAGGAGAGUCACUCAGUGUGUGAUUAUAUUUUAUACAGAAGUUGUUUUUAUUCAGACAGAUUAUGGAGGUCCGACAGUCAGUGUGUGUGUGUGUGUGUGUGUGUGUGUGUGUGUGUGUGUGUGUGUGUACGCAUCUGUGAGUGUUUUAACCAUUUCCAUCUUAAUAAAAAUUCAUCUUCAGAGGGACAACUGAAUACAUUUUUUGCAAACUGUUC